AUGGAAGAGACGCAGCCGCUUCCGCAGUCCGAGCUGCCGUUAUGCGACAGCCUCAUCAUCUGGCUGCAGACAUUCAAUACUGCCGCACCUUGUCAAGAUGUCAAACAGCUGACUAAUGGAGUUGCCAUGGCACAAGUUCUUCAUCAAAUAGAUGUAGCUUGGUUCGAUGAAUCUUGGUUAAGCCGAAUUAAAGAAGAUACGGGUGACAACUGGAGAAUAAAGGCUAGUAAUUUAAAGAAGGUACUUCAAGGAAUUAUGAGUUAUUACAAUGAGUUUUUGGGGCAGCAGAUUUCUGAAGAACUCAUCCCUGAUUUGAACCAAAUAACUGAAUGUUCAGAUUCUGUGGAGCUAGGGAGGUUGCUCCAGCUUAUUUUAGGGUGUGCCGUCAAUUGUGAAAAGAAGCAAGAACAUAUUCAAAAUAUAAUGACAUUGGAAGAGUCUGUUCAACAUGUGGUCAUGACUGCUAUUCAAGAGUUGAUGAGUAAAGAAAUAGUGAGCUGUCCCACAAAUGAUGCUGUCGGAGAAUUAGAGCAACAGCUUAAAAGGGCCUUGGAAGAACUUCAAGAAGCACUAGCGGAAAAGGAAGAACUGAGGCAAAGGUGCCAAGAACUGGAUAUGCAGGUGACUGCACUUCAAGAUGAAAAGAACUCAUUAGUUUCUGAGAAUGAGAUGAUGAAUGAAAAACUUGACCAGUUGGAUGGAUCUUUUGAUGAUCCAAAUACAAUGGUUGCAAAAAAGUAUUUUCAUGCACAGUUACAACUAGAACAAUUACAGGAAGAAAACUUCAGGCUUGAAGCUGCAAAAGAUGAUUAUCGUGUUCACUGUGAAGAACUUGAAAAGCAACUAAUUGAAUUUCAACAUAGGAAUGAUGAACUGACUAGUCUUGCUGAAGAAACAAGAGCCCUGAAAGAUGAAAUAGAUGUCCUUAGGGCUACCUCUGAUAAAGCUAAUAAACUAGAAUCAACGGUCGAGAUGUAUCGUCAGAAAUUACAAGAUCUGAAUGACCUUCGCAAGCAGGUGAAAACUUUACAAGAAACAAACAUGAUGUAUAUGCAUAACACAGUCAGCUUAGAAGAAGAAUUAAAGAAGGCAAAUGCAGCACGCACACAAUUAGAAACGUACAAGAGGCAGGUUCAAGAUCUUCACAAUAAACUUUCCUCUGAAUCCAAAAGGGCAGAUACACUAGCAUUUGAAAUGAAGCGGCUUGAAGAAAAACACGAAGCUUUACUUAAGGAAAAAGAGAGACUAAUAGAACAACGUGAUACUCUGAAAGAAACGAAUGAAGAGCUUCGAUGUUCACAAGUGCAACAAGAUCAUCUAAACCAAACAGAUGCGUCUGCUACAAAAAGUUUUGAGAAUCUUGCUGCUGAGAUUAUGCCUGUGGAAUACAGGGAAGUAUUUAUUCGACUGCAACAUGAAAAUAAGAUGCUUCGCUUGCAACAGGAAGGUACUGAGAAUGAACGUAUUGAGGAACUCCAGGAACAGCUAGAACAGAAGCACCGCAAGAUGAAUGAACUGGAAACCGAGCAAAGGCUGAGCAAAGAGCGCAUCCGAGAAUUGCAGCAGCAGAUUGAGGACCUCCAGAAAUCUUUACAGGAACAAGGCUCCAAGUCUGAAGGAGAAAGUUCCAGCAAACUAAAGCAGAAGUUGGAAGCUCAUAUGGAAAAACUAACUGAGGUCCAGGAAGAAUUACAGAAGAAACAAGAACUCAUUGAAGAUCUUCAGCCAGAUGUAAACCAGAAUGUGCAAAAGAUCAAUGAACUUGAAGCUGCUCUUCAGAAGAAAGAUGAAGAUAUGAAAGCAAUGGAGGAAAGAUAUAAAAUGUACUUGGAGAAAGCAAGGAAUGUAAUAAAAACUUUAGAUCCCAAACUAAAUCCAGCAUCAGCUGAAAUAAUGCUACUUAGAAAGCAGUUGGCAGAGAAAGAGAGAAGAAUUGAGAUUCUGGAGAGUGAAUGUAAAGUAGCAAAAUUCCGUGAUUAUGAAGAAAAACUCAUUGUUUCUGCCUGGUACAAUAAGAGUCUAGCGUUCCAGAAGCUGGGGAUGGAAUCUAGGCUCGUGAGCGGCAGUGGUGCCUGCAAAGACCCUGGUGCGUGCGCUCCCGCACGGUCUUUCCUGGCACAGCAACGGCACAUCACCAACACCAGAAGAAAUCUCUCUGUUAAAGUUCCUGCUACAACACCUGAUUAA
Messenger RNA from Puma concolor (puma), 2187 nucleotides. It is a transcript of the gene HOOK1, whose product is annotated as hook microtubule tethering protein 1. The record is from RefSeq and is a predicted model, not a curated record. Gene Ontology annotation, cellular component: centrosome; cytoplasm. Gene Ontology annotation, molecular function: dynein light intermediate chain binding; microtubule binding. Gene Ontology annotation, biological process: cytoskeleton-dependent intracellular transport; cytoplasmic microtubule organization. NCBI's taxonomy places the organism in Eukaryota, Metazoa, Chordata, Mammalia, Carnivora, Felidae.